Molecule: messenger RNA, 1440 nt
Organism: Epinephelus lanceolatus (giant grouper)
Lineage: Eukaryota; Metazoa; Chordata; Actinopteri; Perciformes; Serranidae
Product: C-type lectin domain family 18 member A-like
Source: RefSeq, a predicted model, not a curated record
AGUCCACAAUGGGGUCUGGACCAGCGUCCCGGUGUCUGGAUCUGUUUGUCGUUUUGUCUCUGCUGCCCGCGUGCAUCUACACGAACCGGAUUAACAGAGACACACCGGAGCUCCACAAGUCCACCAUCACCGGGCUCGGGGUGAAGGAGCACUCGCAGAUUGUUGCACAGCACAAUAGACUGCGCAGCCGGGUCAAACCCAUGGCAGCUAACAUGCAAAAAAUGGAGUGGAAUGAGAAAUUGGCCUUACUUGCAAAGGAGAGGGCGGCAUCGUGUCACACAGACCCUCCUCCUCAACACUCCUCAUCUUUCACACAUGUUGGCUGGAACAUACAUCUCUCUGCAUAUGGUGACACCUCGUUUUCUGAUGUUAUUCAAUCUUGGUUUGAGGAGGGAGAAGAUUUUCUCUACUUGAGUGGGCACUGUAGGGAGAACGCCACCUGUCAACACUAUACACAGCUGGUGUGGGCCACUUCGAGUCACGUGGGCUGUGCCAGCCAGCUGUGUCUGAGAGAAGGAGACCUCUGGGAAAUCUUUGUCUGUGCAUAUUAUCCUGGGGGGAACUGGGAGGUAAAUGGUCGCCUGGUGAUGCCUUAUAAGACGGGGCUGUACUGCUCUCUCUGCACCUCCUCCAUGUCUGGCUGCUUCAGACUAUGGGACCAUGUAGGUGGAUUAUGUGAGAUUCCACGGAAUCCUUGUCGAAUGAGCUGUGGUCAACACGGCCAUCUUAACAUCUCUUCCUGCAAGUGCACGUGUGACCUGGGUUUCACCGGACGUCUCUGCCAGGUACGGUGCAGUGUGCAGUGUGUACAUGGUCGUUUUAAAGAAGAAGAAUGCUCCUGCUUGUGUGAUGUUGGCUUUGGUGGUGCUGAGUGUGCAGAGAAAGUGCAGUUUCCCUUCCACAGCUGUGAUGUGAUGAUAGAUGGCGAUUGCUUCAUGGUGUCUUCAGAAGCUGACACCUACUAUGGAGCCAAGAGUCACUGUCAGGAACGAGGGGGUAUUCUAGCCCAGAUCUACAAUCAGAAGGUUCAGGACAUCCUGGCGUUUUAUCUCAGUCAGCUGGAGACAAGCAACGAGGUCACCAACACUGACUUUGAGACACGAAACUUCUGGAUCGGUUUGACAUAUAAGCCUCUGAAAGACUCAUUUCGCUGGGACACAGGAGAGAUCCCUAGAUUCAGCAGCUUUGCCUUCGGGCAACCUGACAACCAAGGCUUUGGAAACUGUGUAGAGCUGCAGGCGUCAAGUGCCUUUAACUGGAACGACCAGCGCUGUAAAACGCAGAACCGAUACAUUUGCUUGCAUGCUGCAGAGCACAUUGCCCGGUGGGAGGAUGGCAGGUGACCUGAUUUCUCAAAGCGGUGAACCUAGGUGUUUAUAGCAAGUGUUAAAUAUUGACCGGGACAACGGCCACUCAUGUUUUUUAUUUUUCAAUCAGUGU